CUUAUUUGUUAGGGGAUAUAAAAAAGCAUCUUACAUCCUGUUUACAGGCAGGUGUUUAAGACCUUAAACAGGGGUAGGCAAUAUGGACACAAUCCAAUGUUCUGAGAAUUACCACAUGUUUUAUGAUACUCUAUGUAUCUAAGUAUUCAGAAUUACUUUAUGAAAAACUAUAAUUAUGUUCAUCUCAUUAGACAGAUGAUCCACACCUACUAUAAUUAUCAAAAAUAUAUGUGUUUUUCGAGUAUUUAAGACAUCAUGCUGUGACAGAUUUUGGUAACAUUUAGCUUAUUAUUCAUAUAGAUAUGAGAACCAUAAACCACAAUCUCUAAGUGACAGUUCUCCUCAUCAUCACGACUGAUCACCCUCAUUUCCCUCUCCCUUCUCUUCAUCAUCAUUUCCCUCUCAGCUGGCCAGAGUGGGUGGUUGAUCCGGCAGAGAAGUUUUAUUAUGUCUGGCUUCAGGUCAUGAUCUUUCCCAUCGUCUACAACUGGGUGAUCAUCAUAUUGAGGACAUGCUUCACUACAAUUGCACUGAGCUACCUGCCUGUGUGGCUCACACUGGACUAUCUGGCAGACCUCAUGUAUAUGAUUGACAUGAUCAUCACCGUUCACACAGGUUACUUGGAUCAGGGCAUCUUGAUCAAGGACCUAACUCAGCUGAAGAAGCGCUACCUGCACUCUAAAUGUUUCUUUAGGGACCUGGUUUCCCUGCUGCCCACCGACUUCCUCUACUUUGUCUUUGGCAUCCAAACUCCGCUAGUGAGGAUCAACCGCCUUCUGCGUAUGCCACGACUCGACGAGGCCCUGGAUCGCAUGGAGACGAGAACCUCCUACCCAAACACCUUCCGCAUCUCCAAGCUCAUGAUCUACAUCUUCGUGUUGAUCCACUGGAAUGCUUGUCUCUACUUUGCACUGUCCAACUACAUCGGCUUUGGAAGUGAUCGUUGGGUCUACCCCAACAUCACCAACCCGGAGUUUGCCUCCAUGCGUCGUCAGUACUUCUACUGCUUCUGGUUCUCUGCUCAGAUUUUCACCACAGUGGGAGACACCCCUCUGCCAAAAAGGGAAGAAGAGUACCUGUUUAUGAUCGCAGACCUUCUCAUUGCCGUGCUGGUGUUUGCAUCGAUUGUUGGCAAUGUUGGAAACGUCAUCACGAGCCUAAGGGACCGUGAUAAUGUCUUCUUCCCUAACCAUGAGCUGGUGAAGGCUUACCUGCGUAGCCAUCACAUUAGCAAGGAGCUUCGACAGCGUAUCGACAACUGGUACCAGCACCUUCACAUCAACAAGAAGAUCAUGCGAGAGAAUGAAAUCCUGCAGCAGCUGCCUGUCCACCUGAGGACAGAGAUCGCUGUCAGUGUUCACCUUCCCACACUCUCCAAAGUCACCAUCUUCCAGAGCUGUGAGACAAGUCUGCUGGAGGAGCUGGUGCUAAAACUAACACCUCAGGUGUUCAGCCCAGGGGAGUACGUCUGCAGGAAAGGAGAUGUGGGCCAUGAAAUGUACAUUAUCAAAGAGGGGAAACUUGCAGUCGUAGCAGAUGACGGGGUCACAGAGUUUGCUGUGCUGAGUGAAUCCAAUUUCUUUGGGGAAAUUAGUAUCCUCAAUAUCAAAGGUAAUAGGUCAGGCAAUCGCCGCACUGCCAACAUCCGAAGCAUCGGCUACUCCGACCUGUUCAGCUUGUCCAAAGAAGACCUGACAGACGUGUUGUCAGAGUUCCCUGCAGCCAAACGUCACCUGGAGGAGAAAGGCAGACAGAUCCUCACCAAGAUGGGCAUGUUGGAGGAGGGUGGGGAGCGAGAGGAGGGGGAGGCAGAGAAAGUGGAAACCAAGAUAAACAGACUGGAGAGCAACCUGGAAAUCCUGCAAACAAAACUAGCUCGGCUUAUGGUGGAGUUAGAGUCGAGCCACCGCAAGAUGCAGGCCAGGGUGGAGCAGCUGGAGUGGGAGGUGGCAGCACUGGAGACUCAGCUACCAGACGAUGGGGAAGGAGAGAGAGAACAUGGAAGAGGGGAAGGGGUGGGAGGGGAGGUUGGAUGGGAACGAGAGGAGGCAGAGGGACAGGCAGAGGAGGGUUCAGAGGCAAAGGUGAAAAAACAGGGACAGGGAGAAGAUGGUAAUGAUGUGACCAAAGAUGGAGAUGGAGAGAGCACUAAAAGCACAAAAGAGGAUGGGGAAGGGAUGGUGGAGGGAGAUAAAUCAGGGAUUAAAGAUGAUCAGGAAAAGGACAAAGAUGAUGGAGAGAACAACAGAGAGAAAGGGGAUGAUAGACCUGGGAAAGGAGAUGGAGCUGAGAUUGAACCUGAAGAGGAGAAAGAAGAGUCAAGUGGAGAGAGAGAAUCUGAAGAGGGGAGAGAAAAGGCUGAAGAAAAUGUAGAAAUGGAGCAGAAAGAUGAAGGGCAGAAAAAAUGAACGAAAGAGCAAAACAACCGGAAAGGACAAAGCUUUAAAAAAAAAAAAAAUCUGUGUAUUUUUGUCUGUAGGUAUUUGUCUGUUUUAUAUUAAUAAAAAUAUUGCAUCUCAUUGACACAUUUUCUGCAAUACAACUUUGUACCACUAGAUGGCAGCAUUGUAUCCGAAAUAAUCCAAAACAGAGUAUGGUGUUGAAACUAUAUCAGGUGGUAUUUGAAUUUUUCAUUCAUUUAUUCAUUUUAUUUUACACAUUUUCCUCUUAAUUUUUGAUGAAAUACUUUAUAAUCAUUUUUAUAGGCUGAAUGCUGAUGAAUUGCUUGAUUCACUUCAUUUAACGAACAAAUGUUAUUUGGAGUUUUAUAUUCAUUUUGAAAUUUUUUAUAAUUUAAUUUGCCUCUCUUUUUUAUGACAUUUUCGUCAUGUUUAAUUUUACCAAAUGGUCUUCAGUGUUUCCCUUGUCGUUUCUUCCAUUUAGGGUGGAAAACCUAAAUAACAUUUAGACCAUCUUGGAGCUCUAAACGUUCCCCUUGAAAACUACUGAAUUAAAACUGUUUAAGGAACUUUUUCAGGGACAGUGACACAUUGCAGGGACUUUCUGGAAUGGAUAUUGCUAUAGCUAUAAAACAUUUUCAUGUGACAGGGUUCAAUGUGCAAAGAAAAUGAACUGCAAUUGCUUAUUUUUAGAUAUUAGAUUUAUGUGAUUGGUUGCUCUCUCCUUUUUGCAGUGAGGAUUUUUGGCAUCAGAAUUCUAAAUAUGUUAAAAUGUCUUACCUCGCUGAAGAGUCAUUUCGAAAAUGAUUGAUGUAAGCAAUAAACACGAUUCUGAUUCUGAUUCUGAUUCUGAUAAUAACAUUACACUGUCAGGAGCCAUUCUUCUAUAUUAUGACUACUUUUAUUUGCCUGAGGAUCUGAGGCUCCCAUUACAUCUUUUAAAUCACUUAGAAAAAAUGUUGUUGUUUUUUUUUCUAUUAAUUCCAGCACACACUUUUAUUUCCAACAUGUCUUAUCUGUUGUAUUAUUAUUGGUACUUAAAAAAAAAA
This is a messenger RNA of Sebastes umbrosus (honeycomb rockfish), 3448 nucleotides long. RefSeq names its product cyclic nucleotide gated channel subunit alpha 4 (gene cnga4). NCBI's taxonomy places the organism in Eukaryota, Metazoa, Chordata, Actinopteri, Perciformes, Sebastidae. Gene Ontology annotation, biological process: monoatomic cation transmembrane transport. The record is from RefSeq and is a predicted model, not a curated record. The transcript is spliced from 6 exons. The coding region runs from base 465 to 2408 and encodes 647 amino acids. Gene Ontology annotation, molecular function: intracellularly cGMP-activated cation channel activity; protein-containing complex binding; cGMP binding. Gene Ontology annotation, cellular component: intracellular cyclic nucleotide activated cation channel complex; plasma membrane.